UUUUAUGUACAAAAAUACAGGCACAGUUAACGGAUUUGUAUGCAGUUUAAAAGAUGGAAAAGAUCUUUUGAAAACGGCACUGGAAGGCAACAACUCUAAGCUGACGGUGUCAAGUAUGCUCAGGGCUAAUGAAGACUGGUUGAACGUUUUUCAAUCUAAACACCACCCAGUAGGAACGUUUUUCGACUUUAGAUGCAGCCAACAUAAAAAAAUAUUUCUGGAGAUUUCUCAAGGAUUGAUGCUGAAUGCAUCGAAUAUUAUUUUGAUUUAUGAACCGACUGUUGAAAUCGCUUUCUCUUACUUGGAACACGUUGAUAUCCCUUUUGACAGUGAAGUCGCCGUAUUGGGAAAAGGGAAAAUUUAUGAUUUGUACAAAAUUCAUGUACUCUCCCCACUAAUUAUGAACUCGAUUGGAUUCUGGGACGAAUAUAAAUUAACCAUGAAAGAAAAACUGCCUCGCAACGAUCUCAAAGGCCACAGGAUCAAAGGGUCUAUCGUUCUGACCAAUCUGCAACUAAAAAAAGAGAUAGACGCAGAAAAGCAGAUAUUAAAUUUCACAUUGGAUCCUCAGCUUGAUGUUCUGUCAAGAUUUGGAUUUACAGUGCACAAACAGUUAGAAAAAUUAUACAAUUUUAGAAUAAUAUUUAAUACUACACACGAUUGGGGUUAUUAUCGGAAGACUUUGGGCCAUUUUGACCCAGGAACAAUGUUUAGAGCGAUAGAAUUAGGCGAAGCUGAUCUCGGCCUGUCUUGUUCAAGAAUAUUUUCAGAACGGUUGAGCAUUUCUUUCUUCAUUCCUCCUCUAAAGAAAUUCAGAACAUGUUUCGUUUUCAAACACCCGUCCACGCUUGCCGCUUAUUCCGCGUUCGCAAUGCCUUUUACGAUGGGUUCUUGGGCUUGCACGUUCUGCAUGAUCCUGCUGGCCGGGUUGAUCUUAAGACUGAUUAGGAAUUUUAAAAUCAAGGAUAACCCACCCAACGACGCGAGCUUUUCUGCCAGUAUUCUGCUCAUCAUUGGAACCAUGUGCCAGCAAGGACUUUACGUUGAUUCUCUGAGAUUAUCUACAAGAGUACUUAGCAUAUUCUUGGAAUUAAUGAGCUUACUUAUUUACUCUUUCUACGGAGCAGAGCUGGUCGGUUUUUUAUUAACGCCAUUACCAAAAAACAUAAACAGUAUAGAUAAAUUGAUCGACAGUCCUAUAAAACUGUAUGCUGAAAAUCUGUCUUACCACAGGACACAUUUUACUGGCAACAUUAGUGAAAAGGUGACCAAAGCGUAUGAAAAAGCUUUAAAGGGCCCGACUCCGGACAAAGAUAACUUUAUAAAUUUAACAACUGGAAUUGAAAUGGUACAAAAAGGGGGCACAGCGUUGUACGGGCAGGAAUCGAAUCUUUACACGGUGAUAGAAAAAUCAUUCAGCACUUCGGAGAAAUGCGCACUGUCUGAGAUAGAAAUGCUUCUCUUGUGGACUACGACUGUCAUUAGGAAAAAAUCACCUUUUAGAGAGCUGACUUAUAAAGGUAUAAUGAUUGUACGUGAGAGCGGUAUACUGCUCAGAGAAGACUUAAAGUGGCACCAUCAACGACCGCACUGCCUAGGCAAGGAGGGAAGCGACGCUGUCACAUACGAAGCAACUUUAGUAGCACAAAUUUUAUUCGUAAUAGGAGUGAUGCUUGCUAUUAUUUUUUAUUUAUUCGAAAAACAAAUAGAAAAAAGAAAAAACAAAAACAGAGCACUAGAAAUUUUAGAAUUUCAAUGUAUGUACAUCUAA
This is a messenger RNA of Cimex lectularius (bed bug), 1771 nucleotides long. RefSeq lists its product as uncharacterized. Gene Ontology annotation, cellular component: membrane. Gene Ontology annotation, molecular function: ligand-gated monoatomic ion channel activity. The record is from RefSeq and is a predicted model, not a curated record. Lineage: Eukaryota; Metazoa; Arthropoda; Insecta; Hemiptera; Cimicidae. Bases 5 to 1771 code for a protein of 588 amino acids. The transcript has 10 exons.